AUGGCGCGAAGUGUUCGACGAAAGAAAAGCGCGGAGAAAGUCAGCAAGACAAAGCCAGUUGGUCCUGUCAAGAAACGCACCGUGAAGAAAACCCAUGAAACUUACGCUUAUUUCAUUCACAAAGUUCUGAAGCAAGUUCACCCAGACACUGGCAUUAGUAAAAAAGGCAUGAGCAUCAUGAAUUCGUUUGUGAACGACCUCUUCGAGCGAAUUGUCUCCGAAGCCUCUCGCCUGACCAAGUACGGAAAGAAAAGGACCAUGAGCUCGCGUGAAAUUCAGACCGCUGUCCGGCUGCUUUUACCGGGUGAGUUGGCCAAACACGCUAUCAGUGAAGGAACCAAGGCUGUGACCAAGUACACCAGUUAUAAGAAGUGA
Messenger RNA from Porites evermanni, 375 nucleotides. Lineage: Eukaryota; Metazoa; Cnidaria; Anthozoa; Scleractinia; Poritidae. The record is from the annotation of a GenBank genome assembly.